Bombus huntii is the source of this 2033-nucleotide messenger RNA. It is a transcript of the gene rasp, whose product is annotated as protein-cysteine N-palmitoyltransferase HHAT. Bases 290 to 1819 code for a protein of 509 amino acids. The record is from RefSeq and is a predicted model, not a curated record. The transcript is spliced from 7 exons. Gene Ontology annotation, molecular function: palmitoyltransferase activity. Gene Ontology annotation, biological process: protein palmitoylation. Gene Ontology annotation, cellular component: endoplasmic reticulum. NCBI's taxonomy places the organism in Eukaryota, Metazoa, Arthropoda, Insecta, Hymenoptera, Apidae.
UAUAAUUUUAUUAUUAACCUAACAUAAAUGAUACUUUUGAGGCCUAACCUAAUGUCAGAUAUAAAACUUGAUACAUUUUACCUCUAGUAUUUACUACCAUUUAUGUUUUUUAAAUAAUUGUUUUCGACGGUUCUGAAAUAAAUUACAGUACCUUCAUUCAAACCUCAAUAAAUCAACUUUUAACAAAAUGUAUAACGUAAAAAUCUUACGAUCCUUUAUCAAUAAUGAUUGAAGAAUAAAAACAAUAACUGUAACAAAAACGAAUCGAUAAAUUUAAUUGUAAUUGGAAAUGACUUCGGCAACGGACAGGAUUAUUAAAUUAUAUAAAUAUGAAAGUUUCUUAUAUUUUCUUCUGUGGACUGGUGCAGUAUUAUAUUCCAUUUAUGAAGUAUUUUUAAUUAAUUCUUAUUUUACUAAUUAUGAUGAUUUGUAUGGUGAUUUUGCACCAGGAUGGACAUGGAUUGGAAGGAAACAAGAUGUUUCUGAUGAAGAAUGGAGAAUAUGGGUACCAUUGAUGAUAAAAUUAAUACCUUGGUUAUUUCUGCAUCACUUUAUCAGUCAUUUUAUAAAGAUUAUAUCAAAUUCUAUGCUAUUGUGUUGUUGGUACAUCCUUAUAUCUUUAUUAUUUUUGUAUUAUUGUAUUGGAACCUUCAGUAUGUUAUGUGCAUUAAUGCAUCCAAGUAUACUCUAUAUUUUAACAUACAAACGUGGCAAAUCUAUUAUAUGGAUGAUAAAUAUAUUAUUUUUAUUUAUAAUACAUUUUCUUAAAAUUCCGGGUGGUUUCUUCCAAAAUACAUUGAAAUUAAAUGAUGAAGAACACUACAUUUUAACUCAUAUAUUAUGUUGGGUUCAACUAAGAAGCAUUAGCUACAGUAUGGAUAAUAUAAAAUCACAUUUAGAAAAUAAAUGUGAUUAUAUACUCUUUUUUGUACAAAAUCUUUUAUACAAAUUGGCAUAUUGUUUAUAUUUGCCUACAUUAUCCUUAGGACCACUAGUUUUAUAUCAGGAAUUCAUUAAUUCUGUAAAAGGAUCAUUUCAAUUUUUGAGACCUGCAAAUCUUGGAAAUUUUCUUUUUAAUGUCAUUAGAUACAUUUUCUGGAUACUGUUCGCUAACUUGUUUUUGCAUUUUCUUUAUUUUAGUGCAAUACAAUAUCAUCCAGAGGUUAUUAAGGAUUUAAAUCCAUGGGCUUUAUAUGGAUUAGGAUAUUGUAUGGGGCAAUUUUUUUUAAUUAAGUAUGUCGUAGUAUAUGGACUCAAUCACACUUUAUGUGCAAUAGAUAAUGUAAAAGCUCCCCCUCAACCUAAAUGUGUAGCAAGAAUUCAUUUGUAUUCUGACAUGUGGAAAUAUUUUGAUCAAGGCUUAUACAAGUUUCUUAUUAGGUAUAUUUAUGUACCUUCAUUGAAAUCAAAUUUUAACAAAUUACUCGCUUCGUUUUUAUGUUUUACAUUCGUUUUUUUAUGGCAUGGGAUGCAGAUAAACAUUUUUAUUUGGGCAUUUUUAAAUUUUGUAGGAUUAAAUAUUGAAAGUUUAAUCAAAUUAACUGGUAAAAACAAAUAUUUUUUAAAUGUACGAAAAAGAUAUCUGUCAGAAACAAAUGCGAGACGAUUUCAUUGCAUCUUAGCAAGUCCUCUAUUAGCAAUUUCUGUAAUAUCUAAUUUUUACUUUUUUGUUGGAGAAGAAAUUGGAAAUACUUACAUCUCUAGAAUACUACAUGAUACAUGGUAUAGUACAUUUGUAUUACUCUUCUUCCUUUAUUGCUGUUGUCAAGUUUCUAUAGAUAUAAAAAAUUGGGAAUUACAAAAAUAUUCAAAACUAUAAAAAGCUGAGAAUUACACACCACUAUACAAUAUAUUUUGAGAAAAUGUAUAUUUUGUUCAUAAUUAUAUUAUCAAAUAACUUUUAAACAUUUUAUUGUUUUAAGUACAAAAUGAGUAUAAAAAUACAAUAUAUAACUAAAAUUACUUUUUAUAUUAACAUUGUUAUAAACCUUUAACGUUUAUUACAAAUGAUAAUAAAAAAUUAGUACAAAGUA